AUGGCCAACUUCCUUAUCUCAGUUCUCCCUCGCGCGUUUCUGUGUCUUCACCUCGUGGGAACUCUCUCCUGUGCGGCCAAGGACUUUAAACACGUGCCCACGAGGAACCGAGCUCCCGACGCGCCGCUUUCCGCUCCGCUUUCCGAGCAGCUUCUUUCCGCGGCGCUUUCCAAGCAGCUUCUUUCCGCGCCGCUUUCCCUCCUCUUCUUUCACUGGUGUCUCCUCUCUGAGCAGCUGACACUCUCCUUUUGUGGUACAGCCGCUCCUCCAGCUCCUCCCUUCCCGAAUCCACCAGGCGUCUCCGCUGUCCAAGGCGAUCCUCCUCCAGAUGGGACUCGACACCGGAGACUCUCCGCCGACCCCUCCCCCUCGCCUCCUCCCAGUCCUCCGCCUCGUUCUCCUUCGAACGUUCCCCCUUCGCCGCGCGCCUCUCCUGCUCCGUUUGCGCUUCUUGCGCAGCCGAGUCCCGGAAGCUCUGAGGGUGGCCCAGGGCGUCUCGAACAAGCAGCGAGUUCCGGUUCUCCAACUGGUUCGGUGCAUGGCCCGUUAGACAGGGACAUCGCGCACUCUUCUGCGACUGCUCCAACCGAGUCGGCGUAUAGCCCGUCAGGAGAAACCCCACGGGCACCACGCGGGGAGGCUUCUGCCCGAGUUCCGGGGCUUGCGCUCCAAAGGUUCGGGUCGCCUGGGACUCCGUGGCAACCAGUCUUCGGUUCAAGUUGGACGGUGGAGAAGCGACCAGCCAGGAGGAGCUCGUUGCUUCGCGAUCCUCCGUCAGAAGACGACGGCGAAGAUUUGUUGCUGCGCGUCCCCUCGAGGUCCAUUCGCCGAGAGACAUCCCCGCCUCGCUCUUCCGGCGGCUUCGCGCCUGAGACGCCUUCGUCGCUGUACGCCUCCCCCUCCACUUCCCGUGAUGCCCGUCCAUUCGCCGUUCCAGCCUCGGCAGUUCCCGGCCUUGCGUCAAUGCGUCCUCGGGGGUCAGAGUCCGCAGGAAUGCGCAGAGAGGCCUCGCCGACGCGGGUCUCAGCGACCUGGCCAGGACGUCCCCUUCAGCAGAGUGUGUUGGGCGCUGGCGCCGGAGUCUCCGGUGCGUCUCCCGUUCCUCCGAUUGAACAGCCCAGCCCGCGAGCGCCGGCUUCGGCCUCGUCAGGCGAGACGCGGCCUGGCCCCGUUUUCCCGCCCGGGAGCACUUUGGCGCGUCCCCAACAGAGUCAGCUGUCAUCAGCUGCAGGCACGGCUUCCUCGGCAGAGCCCGAUGACCCCGGAGAGGGUACCUCAGCAGGAAGACGUUCCGGAGGAAACGAAGCGUUUCCGUUCUCUGCAUUAGCCGGUGGAGCGGCUGGUGGGUUCGCAGCUGACGAGUUGCCUUCGACGAGCACUAGUGGAGCCGGAGGACUGGGGAUGCUCCGUCAACCGGGCCCUUCACUUUCGAGGAGGCCUCUUGGGCCUGGCGGAGGUCCGCCGGGCGUUGAGGUGGUCAAGAGAGACGUGUUGGAGCAACUCCGUCGUUCGCGUGGGGGGAGCUCUGAUCCGGCUUGGUGGCAUCAACAAGUUCUUCCGUGGUAUAUGUGGUUUUAUCCGUGGGCGCAAGAACCUUCGCAAGAACACUACGAGAACUGCUUGCCGGGAAUGGCCUGCUGGCUUGCCGUUUUUGAAGUAGGCGGACUGCUCAAAACGAUGUGGCUGCCAAAGGAAGGAGUCGCCUUUUAUCGGAAUAUCCAACGCCUUAGAGCGACGAAUCGAGAGGCAGCCUUCGAAAAGUGUCGUCGUAGGAUGCUCCGGGAAAUGAAGGCAGCAGAUCGGGGGAGGCCGUAUCCGGCGUUUCAUCGUUGGAGAGAGCAGCCCCAUCGACCCGGGGUUCUUCCCCUCAGUAAAACAGCUUCACGGCACGUUAUGUGGCUGAGGGACAAGGGACAGUCUUUCAAUGCGCCGGAGGCAGUGGUCGAUCGACUGCUGUCGCGGGAAUCCAGCGACUCGUCGGAUGACGACUUCGAACCGCCCAUGAACCAAGAAUGGUCCCGGUGGAGAGAACAGGACCGCAACCGGCCUUGA
Messenger RNA from Neospora caninum, 2052 nucleotides. RefSeq lists its product as hypothetical. The coding region runs from base 1 to 2052 and encodes 683 amino acids. The record is from RefSeq and is a predicted model, not a curated record. NCBI's taxonomy places the organism in Eukaryota, Apicomplexa, Conoidasida, Eucoccidiorida, Sarcocystidae. The transcript is spliced from 2 exons.